GCUGUGUUGGUGCUCCCUCUCCUGCUAGCGGCCUCUGCUCUUACAGAACCUACCUCCACUUUCAUUUUGACAGCUCCCCAGCAUGUAACGCUCGUCCCUGUAAUGACACGCGAACGCUGAGACUGUGACCUAAGGCCUCAUUUCGGCCACACACAGACGGCAGCUGGUACGGGGGGCUGUGGCGGGGCAUGCGGAGCCGGCACUCGCCCCGGGACUCCCGCACACGCAGGCCGUCCUGGGCGUGAGCGGCUUGUCCUUCUCGACGUCAGACGCUGGCUUUUCAUCUCAGAGGGACUCAACCGUGUAAGGAGCCUGCAGCGCAGAUACGUCCUUGAGGCGGCAGCCAUUUCUGUUUGCAGUGGCUGCAGUUUGGUACCGCCCCAGUAGCUUCUACCCGGCCGCGAUCCAUAACCUCUGGCUGGCCGUAGCGACAUUCUGGGAGCUCUGGGAGCUUGUUACGUCUCCCUCGCACAGUGAUCGGUCCCUCCGAGCGCUUUUGAAUGUCUGUCCUCUGUCACAAACUGUGCGCUUGCGUUACAGUUACUUACAGAUCUGCUCUUUCCUGGAUACACCUUAUGCAUUAUGAAAGACCAUCUUUGUUCUUUGAUUGGCUGCUGUGUUGGAGCUGUGCCAAGUCACCGUGCUGACAAGUCGGCCAUUUGCUUGAAUUUAGAGAUUUCAUCUGCAGUUUUGUUGAACGUCUGUCUGUCCGGAUGGGAGGCUUCCAUGCUUCCAUGGUUAUUUGUCCUCUGAAUUAUUUUUUUUGUAGCUGAGAUUAUUGACACCCUGUGCCAUGACAGUACAUUGCCAGUUGAGCCCUUCAGAUACGGCGAAGGUAACCGUUUCCACGGAUACGGAGUGUGACGGUACGGCAGUGCUAAUGACUUUGUUUUGAACCCAGUGGCCUAACACUGCCAUCAGGCUACUUUCAUUUUUAAUCACUUUCAUGGCACGGAGGGGGAGGAAGGCAGUGAGUGCUAUGUCCUUUCAGCGUCCACAGCACAUUGUUCUCACUCCCGGCCGCGGUUUCUGCUGAGGAAGACCUGGCAGCCAGUCGAGGCGGCCUUAAGCGGCUGUGCGAGCCGCCGCAGUCGCUGCUGGACGAGAUCCCUGCAUAGAUGGCCGCCAGCAUUUACACAGCCCUUUCCCUGCAAGCUCUUACUGCAGCGCCGGUCCUCGCAUGUUUUUAUUCUUUAUUUUCAGUUUCGCUGUGAGGAUUUUUGUGUUUUUAUUUAUUUUUUUUAUGUCCUGGGGAGAAAUCCCCCUGCACUGCAGCAAAAUGCCUGAGAGGGAGUUGGGUUAGAGGGGAGCAAUGUGGCACAGCUCGGUCGGCCAAUCAGAUGUGUCCGUGUGGCGUCUGGGCCAAUCGCAGCCACAGCCGAGGUUAAAGAUUGACAAUUGCAGUGGAGCAGCCGGGAGAGCAAGGCCCUUCUGGAAAAUUCCGCACCCAUCUUUGUCUCAUCCUAGGCUGCCCUAAAAUUUUAACGGUCCACGGCUGAAGAAUUUGUCGUAUAUGUUCUGUGCUUUAAGAUAAGCUUGGCUGAGGAGGAGAUUAAAACGGAGUCUGAUGUGGUCGAGGGGAUGGACAUUUCCACACGGUCCAAAGUCUCAGAUCCCGUGUCAGCUGAGCGGGCUGCCCUGAAGAGGAAACUACCUAGCCCUCCCCACUCUUCCAACGGACACUCCCCCUCUGAGGCUUCUCCGAGCCCUGUGAAGAAGAAGAAGAAACCAGGCCUGGUGAACAGCAGCAAAGAGCAGCCUGGCCUCAGACAUGGCCCGUUUUACUAUGCCAAGCAGCCACUCACCACAGACCCUGUUGAUGUUGUGCCGCAGGACGGCCGGAAUGAUUUCUACUGCUGGCUGUGCCACCGGGAGGGCCAGGUGCUGUGCUGCGAGCUCUGCCCGCGGGUCUACCAUGCCCGCUGCCUGCGGCUGGCUGCCGAGCCCGAGGGCGACUGGUUCUGCCCCGAGUGCGAGAAAAUCACAGUGGCUGAGUGCAUCGAGACCCAGAGCAAGGCCAUGACCAUGUUGACCACGGAGCAGCUCUCCUACCUGCUCAAGUUCGCGUUGCAGAAGAUGAAGCAGCCAGGGCAGACCGAGCCAUUUCAGAAGCCCGUGUCCCUGGAGCAGCAUCCAGACUAUGCCGAGUACAUCUUCCACCCGAUGGACCUCUGCACGCUAGAGAAGAACGUCAAAAAGAAAAUGUACGGGUGCACAGAGGCAUUCCUGGCUGAUGUUAAAUGGAUCCUGCAUAACUGUAUCAUUUACAAUGGCGGUAACCACAAACUGACGGCCACAGCGAAAGUCAUAGUGAAAAUCUGUGAACAUGAAAUGAAUGAAAUCGAAGUUUGUCCAGAGUGUUACCUGUCGGCUUGCCAGAAAAGGGACAACUGGUUUUGUGAGCCAUGCAGUAACCCACACCCACUGGUCUGGGCCAAGCUGAAGGGCUUCCCCUUCUGGCCGGCAAAGGCACUGCGGGACAAAGAUGGACAAGUGGACGCCCGAUUCUUCGGACAGCAUGACAGGGCCUGGGUCCCCAUUAACAACUGCUACCUCAUGUCUAAGGAGAUCCCUUUUUCUGUGAAGAAGACCAAGAGCAUCUUCAACAGUGCCAUGCAGGAGAUGGAGAUCUACGUGGAGACUUUCCGCAAGAAGUUCGGUGUCUUCAACUAUGCCCCCUUCAGGACGCCCUACACUCCUGACAACCAGUUCCAGAUGCUGCUGGAUCCCUCGAACCCGGCAGCCGGCUCAGUGCGACCUGAGCGGCAGGAGAAGAUCAAGCUCAGCUUCGACAUGAGUGCCUCCCCCAAGGUGCUCCCGGGUCGAGCCACGGCGCCAGCAUCGGCGGGGCGUCGGGUCUCGCCCGCCGAUGCGCCACGUUCACCCACGAGCACCAACUCGUCCGCCCACACCGGCUCAGAUGGGGAACAGGAGGUGCCAGAGAAGUGUGGCAGGGGCCCCUCUGGCCUGUACAGUGCUGGCGAGGAGAGCAUGGACUGCUCAGCAUCUCCAGCAGCAACUAAAUCCUUCUCACCACAUGGCCCCCCGAUGGCCACGGCCCCUAAACCGGAGCGGAUCUCAGCCGCGGGGAGUAUACUGAACCUCAACCUGGAUCGCAGUAAAGCCGAGAUGGACCUGAAAGAGCUGAGUGAGACGGUGCAGCAGCAGCAAUCUCUACCAAUAGUCCUGACCUCUCCGAAGAGGCAAAUCAGGAGUCGCUUCCAGCUGAACCUGGACAAGACCAUUGAGAGCUGCAAAGCACAACUGGGAAUAGACGAAAUCUCCGAGGAUGUGUACAAAGGUGUGGACCACAGUGACUCGGAGGACUCAGAGAAUUCCGAUUCCAGCGACCCAGAGGAUGGGAGUGACGAGGACCAGAAAGCAAAAGGUGGCCAGGACGAGGCUGAAGACAAGGACGGAGAUGGAAGAGAUGGCAAACGGAAGGCUAGGGUACCGCCAGCGGGUGAAGAGAAAGAGAGCAGCACAGAUGCCAAGGCGGGAUUGGCCGCAGGUGAGAAAGCGGCAGGUGCUGCCGAGCCUCCAGCGAAGGAGCUGCCAGGCACCGACACAGAUAAGGAGCCUCCGGAGAAGUGCGGGUCGACAUCGGGUACGGCCACACCCCCCUCGAAGGACAAACCUCGGGUAAAAGAGGAAGGCAAGCAGCCUACACCCCCCAACCCAGAUCCAGAGCCCGACUCGGACUCGGAGCAAGAGCUGGUCAUCGACCUCGGGGAUGAGCAGGCCGGUGGGGAGCGUAAGAAGAACAGGAAGGAGCCCGGGACCACCUCCACACCCAAGGACCCCAGCGCUCCUCCUCCAGAGUCUAAAUCUACAGCGCCUUCCAGUGUGACCGCUCCUCCUCCAUCCGACUCCACCCCCUCGACACCCAGCGUGAAGGACCCCGCUCAAUCACCGGUCGCCGUCCCACUCAGCAUGGUGUCCUUUGCUCCGGGACCAGCCGCACCCCUGCUGCCCGGAGCCGCACCCAGCACGACGCCCACAACCACCGCCGCGCCUGUGAAGAAGCAGCGCCCCCUGCUGCCCCGCGAGACCGCCCCCGUGGUGCAGCGUGCUGUGGUCUGGAACGCCACUGGCAAGUUCCAGACAUCCUCGCAGAAGUGGCACAUGCAGAGGGUACAGAGGCAGCAGCAGAGCCAGCAGCCGGCUGCUCAGACGCAGGCGCAGAGCCCAUCAUCAGCGCUACAGCCGUCUUCCGCAAGCACGAGAUACCAGACGCGGCAGGCCGUGAAAGCUGUCCAACAGAAGGACUCCCCCCAGGGCACGUCCAGCUCAGUGGUGCCCCUAGUGACAGCAGCUCCAGCCAUCCCCGCGAGCGCAGCCCCCGCUGUCUCUGCUAGCAGCCCCUCGUCGCUCUCGUCCUCGACCACUGGAGACUUCCAGAUCGCCACUACCUCGGCCGACAUAGCGGCUGACAUAGCCAAGUACACCACCAAGAUAAUGGACGCCAUUAAAGGGACAAUGACGGAGAUGUACAACGACCUGUCGAAAAGCACAUCAGGAAACACUAUCGCUGAGAUCCGGCGCUUGAGGAUCGAAAUUGAAAAAUUACAGUGGUUACAUCAGCAGGAGCUGUCCGAGAUGAAGCAUAACCUCGAGCUCACCAUGGCUGAGAUGCGGCAGAGCCUGGAGCAGGAGCGCGAGCGGCUCGUGGCGGAGGUGAAGAAGCAGAUGGAGCUGGAGAGACAGCAGGCCGUGGACGAGACCAAGAAGAAGCAGUGGUGCGCCAGCUGCAAGAAGGAGGCCAUCUUCUACUGCUGCUGGAACACCAGCUACUGCGACUACCCCUGCCAGCAGGCACACUGGCCGGAGCACAUGAAGUCCUGCACGCAGUCAGCGGCGGCCUCGCAACAGGAAUCGGAGCCGGAGGUGGCGGCAGAUGGAGGCGGCAAAGCAUCCGGCCAGGCGGCCAGCGGGCAGGCGUCUCCAGGGGAGGGCGGGGCAGCGGCGGCCCCCCUGCCAGACAAGGACUCAAGCACAGAGCGAGGGAAAGACAGUGGCACCCCUGUCGCAGGUUCAUAACCCGCAGGAGGGGCCAACUUCGGUGUGACGUGGCCUGUCUGUGAUUUCGUCAAAAAAGCAUUACACGUGGACAGUCCCCGCACACGCUGGGGUGGGGUGGCACUUUUUAAAUGUAAGUAUUAAGAACUAUUGAAUCCUUCCACGGCUUCUCCCCCGUUACCAGCAUUUUGGGACACACCCACAUUCCCACGUAUCCUCACACAAGCACACGUGUGGGGGACACCGCUCAACCAGGCCUCACCAUCCUUCCAAGGAACUCCGGCGAUCACGCAGAGGAAGGACGAGGCAGUCUCUUGGCUAGACACUGCAGCGGACACCGUCCCCAUGGCCCAUGUCACCGAGGACCACAGCACGUCUCAGCGGUUUUCUGGAAGGAGAUGGAAGCUUCUUCGGCUCUGUUCCCCUGACGACAGUUUAACGAAUGCUACCACCGUCUCAUCCCCAGCAAUAACUUUGGUAUUUCAGGAAAAAACCUUCAAAAGGAAACUUCCCCAGUUCCUUAAAUGUUCUUCAGUUUUGUAUAAAAGUCUUUUUCUCUCAUGUGGUAUUGUUAACUUGCUGGAAUAGUGAAAACUAAAGUCUGUGAUUUGUUAAUAUCCCCAAAGGCCACUCCCCUCCCCCGCCCCAUCGCAUUACUGAAUGACCCACGCGGGUGACAGGGACUGUGCAGUAAUCAGUGACAAUGUGGAAAGUCAGGGUGUCCUUUAUGGUGACGAUCCCACUCUUGUCAGUCUCUCUCUCUGAAAAAUAAGCUAUCUAUGGGUGAAUGCAUUUGACAUGCGUGGCAGGUUCUGUGUUUAUGUAGCAAAGAUCAGUCCCGCAAAUUCAUUUGCUUCACAGGACCGGGAAUCAAGUUGUGAUGAGAUGCUACAACAGCCAAGGAGGGAAAACCGGUUUCCAGGGGACUUACCCACACUGUCACCCACCACAGACAUCAUUCAAUAAAACACAAUGAGAAAAGAGGACAAGACAGAUAAAUGUAUAACAUAUACCGAUGACUGUACAGAUACACAAACCUCAUGUUUACUCACUAGAUCUUUUUAAUUUAUACGGGAAAGAGGCACAUGUUAAAAUAUCUCUGGGUAUUGUUACCAUGUAAAAAUGCCUUUUGCAUAGUAAAUGCUGAAGUGGUAACAUACACAAGGAAAUGAAAGGGGAUGCUGUAUGCCAUUUUGAGGUUUACAACAUGCUUACCUGAUUCCAACUCUUUUGUAUUAUUACUUCCAUAUAUAUAUAUAAUUGUCUUUCAUUCAUAUCCUCAUUUCAUAUGGUUUAGUAGAGAUAUGUUUGGAACUAUAUCUUAAAUUACACAUAGAGUAUAAAAGACUUUAAAGUGUACAAAUAACUACAAGCCUUUCAAAGAGAAAGUGAACAAUUAUUAUUCUUAUCGUGUUUUUUCAUUGCAUAAAACACAGGUCUGCCUUUAAACUGGACGUAAAAACUGCAUUUUAAGUGCUGGAACAAGGAUUCUCGUGUUACUAACAUUUUUCCAGGCAAACCUGUCGAUGGCGCUGUCUAGCCACGGAGAACAUGAUUUGACAGAUCAUCUGGUGGACAUCGGAUGGGUUGCCUCCAGCGUGGCACCAGGAAAGGACAGGGAAAUUCAGACGUACUCUGGAAGCCUCUAUAUCAAUGGUUAACACUGUGCUUUGUCUCAUUUAGCCUCUCAGCUGCAUCAUUAAGGAAGACCUUACGUACGUGCGAAGGUAUGACUCCUACAGAGAUAAUCGCAAUCGAGAAGGAAGAAGAGAGACUGUGUCACUUGUGAGCAAGUUUGUCUCACGGUUUGUUGUUUACAUACUGUAAAUAAAUACCCGGGAAUUAGAAAGUGUCACAGCCUUUUUCUAACUACCGUGAAUCUUUAUUAUACAUGUAAGUUUGCACUUUCAUGUUAAAUUGCCUGGAGCUCGUUGACGUAUAAAGCAUAUUGUAAAAUUUU
Molecule: messenger RNA, 6979 nt
Organism: Paramormyrops kingsleyae
Lineage: Eukaryota; Metazoa; Chordata; Actinopteri; Osteoglossiformes; Mormyridae
Product: MYND-type zinc finger-containing chromatin reader ZMYND8-like
Biological process (GO): regulation of DNA-templated transcription
Cellular component (GO): cytoplasm; nucleus
Molecular function (GO): transcription corepressor activity; protein binding
Source: RefSeq, a predicted model, not a curated record